CUUCUCUCUCUCUCUUUCUCUCUUUCUCUCGUUUUCUCUCUCUCCACCUACAUACCUAGGUACAUACAUACACUCGAUCUCGGCAUCGGCAGAUUAGCUUCAUUACAGCAUACCCCGACUGACCGCCCGCCCGCCCGCCCGCCUCCUGUUGUUGUUAUUUGUUGUUUGUUGCUGCUGCUGCUGCGCGUCCGACGCGAAUCUGGUCCGGCAGUGAGUAGUGAUUUGCAGAAAGUGGGUCGACCGCUCCUUCAGAACCCGCGUGCCCUCCACGCUGGCGACACGCGACGCCCGUUUGUUGAUCCCAGGGAUCUCGUUGGUCGGGGAGAUUUUUUCUUCGAUAAACAGAGGGAGAGACAGUGUGUGAGAGAGAGAGGGAGAGAAAGAAGGAAAAGAAAGAGAAUAUGACUUCUGAAUCAUCUCCAACACCAACACCACCACUAUCAGCAUCUGCGCCUGCUUCUCCUCCUCCUCCUCCUGCUGCUGCUGCUGCUGCUGCGAUCAGGCCCGUGUUUGAGCCUGUGGACACUUUGCUCAGUGCGAGCACAGCUGCGGGCGGACACGACGAUGUGGAAUCUCCGUCCCUGACCAACGGCCGAGCGUUGGCGCGAUUCGAAUUCGAGCCGGGAAGGAGUAAAGAUGGGACCAAGGUGCUGAUGGUGGAGUGGGAAGAGGACGACGCGACCAAGAGUGUCGUGGGAGAUUGGGAGAUUAGCUGGGAGGGGAAGAAGACGGUACUGCCAGCUCGGGAUCAGCCUCAGACGACUCCGACUUCUUUGUCUUCUGCUGCUACUGCUGCUGCGGGAGAUCAGGAACAGCCGGUCAACAGGUUAUACUUUUUGUUGGGUCCCGGUGUGACGAUCCCGACGGCAGUCAAGUUGCAAAAGGCACACAUUACAUGGCGGACGAGUCCCUUGCCAGCCAUCUUCCCGCCAGAACUGGGAGCGACGGCGCGGCAGGCAGGCAAGAAGGGGGUGUUGCAUACGAUUUGGGCAAAGAAGCGGCUGCAGGUGCUCCAGCAAGAAAUUCAAGCCGAAUCGAAAGAGAAUGUGGAAGGCAUUGGGUUGGAAAUGGCUGCGGCGGAAAAGCAGUGGAUUGAGCAAAACUUUGGAGUACAAGCCCGACCGGGCGGCCUCAGCGUGUCGACACACCCAUCUGCCAUGAGCUCGGUCUACAGUAGUAGUGGUAGUAGUACUACUACGGGAAACCUACACAGUCCGGCGAGUCCGCGAAGUCCCGGAGGUGGUCGAUUGAUGGAUAAAUUGAAGGGUCUCAAGCUAGGCACAAGUCCCUCUGAACUGGCAAGUCCGCGAACAACAACAACAACAACAAGUGAUGCAGCUCCGCUGCCCGAGAACUAUCACAACCCUCUCAGUCCCGAGAGCUCCGACGUUGCCGUGGGGAGUUUUGGCAGCUUUGCAGAACUCAAGGGCGUACCGCCCACCACCACCACCACCAACAACACCCUCGCCGCCCAGGCGCCGCCGCCGCCGCCGCAGCAGCAACAGCCCCGAAAGAUGAUGCCGCAACGACCCCCCGAGUCCUUUGCCGCUCAACAACGUCAGCAAGCGGGCGGCGGCAUCGGCGGAAUGGGCUCGUUGAAUGCAUUUACGAGUGGUGAUUUGGGCAUGUCCCAGAGCGGGGGCGUGUCUGAGGAUCAUCACGACGAAGACGAUCUCUUUGCCCUUCCCAUGUCUCCGCGAAGUCCUGAGAUGACCAAGUCUCCUUUUUCAUUUGCGGUGCAGGAUACUAUGAAGUAUCUGAAGGAGGAGAGGGCGUUGUAGGAGAUGUUAUAUGAGGAGGAGGAGGAUGAGGUGGUGGUGAAUGGUGGUGAAUGGUGGUGGGGGAGUUUUGGUCUUUGGUCUUGUGAUGAUGAGGUGAAAUGCAAAUGAAUGAUUUGGGAGCUAAGGUUGGUAAAGUCAGGUUGGUAAGGGAGGGGUUGAUUGAAUGAUUGAUUGAUUGAUUGAUAGAAUGAAGCAACAAGAGAAGAAGAAGAAGAAGAGAAAGAGAAGAGAAAGAGAAGAGCAGAUGAUGAAGAUGAUGAAGAGAGAGAAGAAAGCAGAGAAGAAAGAAGAGCAGCAGCAGCAGCAGCAGCAGCAGCAGUUUGUUUUAUGUCAAAGUAAAUAACAUACCCC
This is a messenger RNA of Sphaerulina musiva SO2202, 2132 nucleotides long. RefSeq lists its product as uncharacterized. Bases 402 to 1781 code for a protein of 459 amino acids. The record is from RefSeq and is a predicted model, not a curated record. Lineage: Eukaryota; Fungi; Ascomycota; Dothideomycetes; Mycosphaerellales; Mycosphaerellaceae. The transcript has a single exon.